Molecule: messenger RNA, 2273 nt
Organism: Physella acuta
Lineage: Eukaryota; Metazoa; Mollusca; Gastropoda; Physidae
Source: RefSeq, a predicted model, not a curated record
AUAGUACAUGAGCAUGGUUGCAUCUGUUGGAAACAUCGAUAGUCUUCAUUUAUUAGUGAAAAGUUUUAAUUCAAUUGUUUAAAAACAGUGUAUUUACUCAUGGCUAACUACAAAGAAUGAUGUCAGUUCUACAAGCUAUCUCUAAUAUGAAGCUACGUUUCGGACUAAGAGAACUAUUUUAUGCAAGUCUCUGUGUUGUGCUGGGAUAUCUACUCAGAGUACGAGACUCUUAUUCUCUCAAUCCAGUCUGGCGUAAACGUAGCGAAGUCUCGAAAUUCGCCAAUGGGAAGUUUAUGACUGAUGCAGAUCGAUGCCCCAUGCCCAUUGUGACAGAUCUUGAGGGUGAUGGGGUCAAUGAGAUUGUACUAAUAUCUAAUGAUCUCCAACAUUUGAAUGUGUUAGCUAUGCCUGUACCCAGUGAUGAAGAUGAUAUUACAUUGGCUCAUGUUGUUGUGAAAAACAAAGUUGAGUUGACAAUGGUGGAACGUGUGAAGGGACAUGCGUCAAGACCUUUUACUAUGGGUGUUGGUUUUGUUGAGCCUUAUCUUUCAAUGAUGCAGGUUAGGAAACAGAUAAUUGUGGUAGUGACUGAUGACUGGCAGGUUCUCUGCUACAGCCAUGACCUUCGACCUCUAUGGCAGCACCAGCUCCCCCUGCCUGUGUUCAACUUCCAAGAGGUCGAGGUCAAGUCCCUGGCAGUGCAGGUGUCCCCUUUCUCCAUUGAGAAGAAACACAAGGGUCUGGUGGUGGUUGCUGGAAGCUUCAGACACAAGUCUCACAAGCCAAACAUAUUCACAGAGAUCAAGGAAAGAGAGCUGAACCAGUUUAGGAAUCGCACAUUUGAUGAAUCUGUGGAGUAUGAGAAUGAAACCCUGACACAUUUCUCCACUUUUGCCCUCAGUGCCGAAGAUGGAACGUUGCUGUGGAAGCACGCUUCAGGGGAUUUUGAGGAAUCGAAACAAGAAAAAAAGCAAGGUAGUAUUAGUGACAUCCACUGGAAACUAAGCUUGCGACACAAAAGAUCUCACAAAGGGGAAUCACCUUGGUCAGAUUAUGGACACCAGUUAGACUCAUUUUUGCCUCACUUAUGGGCAGACAACUCAGACACAGAGAUAAUGAUGGCAAGAGUUAACAAACAGUUCAACAAAACAAGCAAAGAGCAGCAAGAAUCCCCUGAGAAAGUCACACCCUCCCAGCCAACCUCAGCUCUCUUGCCUGACCACUUCAUUGGCUUGGCCUAUGGGGGCAACAGACCACACAGUGUUCAUGAACACAUUAAAAAUCCUAACAGCAUUGUGGUGAGGUCCCCAGAAGGUCUUCAGGUUUUGUCUCUAGUCACUGGUCAGCCAAAGACCACACUUUUCUUCCCCGCUGACCGGUCACUUUACCUGGAUAUGGAUAAAGAUGGCCACAUGGAGAAAAUGGUUUGGGACUUGGGCCAGCACUUUACCCCUUGCUACCUGGACAUCUGGCGCAUCACCCCAGUGCAAGAAAAGCUGGAACAAAUCACUCUGUGUUCCAGCAAAAGGUUAUUCUGGACGCGUUCCUGGAGCCUGGAGGAAGACAUUUACAAAAAAAUUCCACCCAAAAUUAUUAAAAGCAUAGCUCGUAAGACAGGAGUUCUGCGCCAUUUUCUUGGUCAUAAUUUAUUUGAAGACAACUCCUUUGAUAUCAUUACAUUUGGCGGUCUAGGAAGGGUCAGCUCUAUAGGUCUGGAUGGGACAAUCCACUGGCAGACUUUAACAGAAUCAAAGUGGGGGGAUAUUUCAAUGAACCUGCGUAAAACAGGAGGGCGCCAGAUGCCCGAUAGCCUAAAAGAAGAAUUCCUCUUGUCAUUCCAACCUGGCAGAGUUAUCAUGCCCCUGCAAGAAGCAGGAGAUAAGGUGGCAGUUGCCGUGGCAGGCUGGAACACCCUGUCAGUUGUUGACCUUGUUGAAGGUAAUCUUCUAGCCCAACAUUCCAUCCCCGCCCCCAGCACUGGCCCCCUGGUUUAUGGGGAUUUUGAUAACGAUGGCUUGAUGGACAUAAUACUCACAUGCAAAAAGGGGUACAUUGGAUUCUCCCUGAAACUACAACACAACUAUCAGUUGACAGUUCUGUACACAAUCUCAGUCUUCCUCAUCAUAAUCUUAUUCUCAUGGCUCAUCUCCACAUCCUCACAAGGGGACAAUGAAAGUGAUAAAGAUGACGAUAAUGAGGAAGAGGACGAAAUUAUUGGAGGUGAUGACGUUAUCAGUGAAAUUCCACACAAUAACCUUCUAUUGUAUAAUUAA